AUGUAUAGCGACAACACUGAGCAGCAUCUGCUUCGAGUUUGUCAUGUGAACUGCCAGUCUUUGAUGGCGUAUCUCGAUGAUUUUCGAUUAUUUUUNACGGACUCUCAGUAUGACAUCAUUUGUUUGUCGGAAACUUGGCUUAAACCUGCCAUACAUGAUCAAAUGGUUGAAUUAUCCGGCUAUCAGUUAUUUAGAUACGACAGGACUGGUAAGUCUGGGAGUGGAGUUGCGUUUUUUCUGGCAAAUACACUUAACGCUAGAAUUUUGAAAACUUCUGGAAGUGACUACANCCNAAAACCUGAAUUUCUAAUUGCAGAAAUUUCUUCUGGAGAUGAGAAGGUGUUGCUUGCAGUUGUUUAUAGACCACCACACUGUGGACAUCUAACUGAUUUCUUUAACAUAGUUGCAGACAUUUCGGUACAAUACAGACACUGUGUAAUUUUCGGUGACUUCAACGCUGAUCUCAUGCAAACUUCAUACGAUUCUAAUUCAAUAAUGACUUACAUUACUACAUCAUCCAUGUAUCUCGUUCCGUAUGCACCAACUCACCAUACGGCUAACUCAGCUACAUUGUUGGACUUGUGUAUAGUAGAUGACGCGGAGAAACUUGUAUCUUUUCAGCAGCAUUCCAUUGGAUUUCUCUCCUCUCAUGAUCUAAUAGACAUCACUUUCAAUAUCUAUAUCAAACGAUGCUCCGCUAGAAUAAUUACCGUUAGAGAUUUCACCGCAUUUGAUAAUGAAGUUUUUCUAAGCGAGUUGGCUGGCUGUGAUUGGGAUGCAUUGCUCCAAGCUGAGAAUAUUGACGAGAAGAUACUGCUGCUUAAUAAAUACUUAUUAAAUUGUUACAACAAACAUGCGCCACUCAAAACAAUACAUCCCAAGCGCUUACCUGCACCAUGGAUUACUCCUUACAUAAAGNCAAAGAUGUCUGAAAGAGACAGAAGUCGGAGGAAAUGGAAAAGACACAAAACAGAUUCAAAUUACAAUUCUUUUAGAGUACUAAGGAAUCAACUACAAGACAUAGUACGCAAGGUUAAACAGAAUUAUUACUUGUCUGUCUUUAGUAAUCUCAAGAAGCCUACUUAUACUUNGAUGAAAUUUCGACAGCUUGGUCUAAUUAAGUAA
Messenger RNA from Pseudomyrmex gracilis, 1125 nucleotides. RefSeq lists its product as uncharacterized. The transcript has a single exon. Lineage: Eukaryota; Metazoa; Arthropoda; Insecta; Hymenoptera; Formicidae. Gene Ontology annotation, molecular function: catalytic activity. The record is from RefSeq and is a predicted model, not a curated record. Bases 1 to 1125 code for a protein of 374 amino acids.